Penicillium alfredii is the source of this 1254-nucleotide messenger RNA. RefSeq lists its product as uncharacterized. The coding region runs from base 1 to 1254 and encodes 417 amino acids. The transcript has a single exon. Lineage: Eukaryota; Fungi; Ascomycota; Eurotiomycetes; Eurotiales; Aspergillaceae. The record is from RefSeq and is a predicted model, not a curated record.
AUGUCUAUUAUAUCCACAUCUACCCAAGAAUCAAAGAAAAAUAAAACUCACCUUGGAAUAAUUCAGCUCACCAACCACACCGACCUCCCCACCCCCCAAAUCAAACCCGACACCCCGCCCCGCGAAAUAUUCAUCAGCAAAACAGGCUCCCAGCCCAUCCACGGCGCGUUCCCGCUCUACGACGAGCUCUCCCUCACCACGGUAGCUGGCAAUAUCAGUGCCACUAUCUACCCGCAACCCGCUCGUAGAAGUCAUCCGCAUAUGCCGGCUCGAGUGCGGAUUCGGUCUGGGUCGGGGAGUAUACAGGUUUCGUUUGCUGCGCCGGCAUCUAUAUCGGCGAUGUCUCAGCAAAAACCACAGCCACAACAAGAGACAGAAAAAGAGGAAGAAGAAUGGAGUCAUGCAUGUGGUUAUACCUCUUCUCAUGCGCAGUGCAGCAGAGACCAACCCCAAGCCAAUAUCUUCUUCUUCGAGUCCCUACCAUCUCGUCACUACGAGGUUGAUAUCGAGACAGACUCGGGCUCGAUCUCUGGUAUCUUUGUUUUCUCGAGUCAUAUCCGCCUCGUGACAAGGAUAAAUAAUUAUACAGAAGGAUACAAUGACAAGGGAGAAGAUCGAGAAGAAAGAGUGCCAGACGGUUCCAUCAACGCACUUCUAAUCCCAUUCAUCUCCGACACCACCGCCUUACCCCCAUGCUCACACUCAUUACUAUCAUACUCGGACGGAACUCGUAAUACCUCUGCAUCAAUUCUCACGCAGACGGGAUCCGGCAACCAAAGUAUCCGACUCGCAGACCCGGUCACUGCAUUUGAGGGCAGCAACAAGGAAAACAAGAGAAACAAGAACAAGUCGGAGACCAAAAGAUUCGCCUAUCUCUCCAUGUGGACUCUCUCCCCAUUCCCAUUCCCAUUUUCCAAAACGGAGACUGCAGCCGUGUCCCCGCCUCCGGCUGUCGCAUCGCAUAUCAGUUCUUCUGCGGGGAAUCUCAAUAUCACGUAUCCGGGCUUGUGGACGGGCCAUGUACGAGCGCGUUCGGGGUUAGUAUUGUCUGAUGAGGCGGCUCGGAUUAGUGGGUUGGGGAUGGAGGUUGUUAAUGCUUCGAGUCAUAGUGCUUUUGCUCAAAGAUAUAUUGGACAAAGGGAGAAGAAGAAGAAAAGGAGUGCAAGUGCUGGAACUGGGUGGUGGGGUAGCAGGGGGGAUAUGGAUGUCUCGGUGUGGUCGGGACGAGGGCAUAUUGUCUUUCAUGUUGAGUGA